GGAUAUAUAAUGAUCAAAAAACAAGUUAUUUAAGGAAAACCUGGAAUACUGAAUGAUGAAAUUAAUUUAUUGCAAAGAUAUAGAAUAUAAAAACGUAGUCGGGUCACUUUAGACUCAUGUUGUGCAUCAAAGGGCUAAGCUAGCUUCAACGGAAGAGUCCUUACGCCGGGUUGUUUAUUUAACGGUUAUUUAACGAUUGUUUAACGGAAGAAUCUGUGCCAUCUAACAGGCAUCAGCACAGCAUCAGAAACACUGGACAAGCUCAAUUUCUUAGAUUUGAAUGGACAAGGCAGUCAGAAGUACACAGCCCAGAUAGUUAAGCCCAUUGGAGGUUCAGUAAUGCCUGUGAAGAAGAAGAGAAAGCUCCCUGAUGCAGAUGAUCAUGAGCGGAAGUGUAAAAUCACAAGUUUCACCCGACCUCAGAUCCGUGGUGCUCGGCCAAUCAGCGCUGAGAAGAUGUUCUCCAAUAAAAAGUGCCUGGCCUGGUUCCACGAGUACGCCGGGCCUGACAAGGUGGUUGGUCCGGAUGCCAUGGAAAAGUUCUGUGAAGACAUUGGUGUGGAACCAGAGAAUAUUAUCAUGUUAGUUUUAGCCUGGCAUCUAGAAGCAGCAAGUAUGGGGUUCUUCACAAAAGAGGAGUGGCUCAGGGGAAUGACAUUACUACAGUGUGACUGCACAGAAAGGUUACAGAGCAAACUGGACUACCUGCGCAGUGAGCUCAGCGACUCUGCGGUCUUCAAAAACAUCUACAGAUAUGCCUUUGACUUUGCCAGAGAUAAGGACCAGAGGAGUUUGGACAUGGACACCGCUAAAUCCAUGCUGGCCUUGCUGCUGGAGAGAACAUGGCCACUCUUCCCAGUCUUCAACCAGUUCUUGGAGCAGUCCAAGUACAAAGGGAUGAAUAAGGACCAGUGGUAUAACGUUCUGGAGUUCAGCCGGACCAUCAACACAGACCUCAGUAACUACGAUGAAGACGGAGCAUGGCCAGUGCUGCUAGAUGAGUUUGUGGAAUGGAAGAAGGCUUGGUCAGCAUCGUAGCAGACGACGUCACAUCACCAAAAAGGAGAAAGAGGGAGACUCGACACAAACCACAAACACAGGAAUCUACAGAAGCGUAAUGCAUUCACUUGAAAAAAAUACAUUUCCAGUGUUUCUGAACGAACAAGAUAUUUUGUUAAUUUUGGAAAAACGAGCAAAUUUUUUUUCAAGUGAAUUCAUUAGGCUUCUCCAUGAAUCUCUAUCAUUUAAGAAAAAGGAACACAGACUGUAACAAUUCACACAAAUCUGGACUACAGAAUCAUCCCUCUGGGCUCACUUGCAUCGUCAGCCAACUGCAGUCAAGAGGCCUUUCUCUUGCUGAGUAGACUUUUUAGUGUUAAUUUGGAGAAAAGCAAAUGUUCUUAAAAUAAGAAAACCGAACAAAAAGACGAACUGAGAGAGUUGUGGAAUUUAUGGUUUCUUGAUAAUUAUUUUUUUUCCCAUUUUGCGUUUUGUUUAUAGAUGUUUUCACAGAAAUAAAAGGAAAUGGAAGUAUGA
Molecule: messenger RNA, 1536 nt
Organism: Centropristis striata (black sea bass)
Lineage: Eukaryota; Metazoa; Chordata; Actinopteri; Perciformes; Serranidae
Gene: dcun1d5
Product: DCN1, defective in cullin neddylation 1, domain containing 5 (S. cerevisiae)
Exons: 10
Coding region: 340-1038 (232 amino acids)
Biological process (GO): positive regulation of ubiquitin-protein transferase activity; protein neddylation
Cellular component (GO): ubiquitin ligase complex
Molecular function (GO): cullin family protein binding; ubiquitin-like protein binding; ubiquitin conjugating enzyme binding
Source: RefSeq, a predicted model, not a curated record